UUUGACAUUAUUUACAGUAUUGAUAAAGAAAGUUAUUUUGACCGAAAGGUGAAAUUCAGUGCAUCUGUUACCAGUGGCAAUACAAAUCACUCUGAAAACAGUGAACUGGUAAAAACGAGAAACAUCAGUGUAAAACAUGCUAUCUAUGUUACCAUGUUGAGACAUACAGAUUCCAGCAUUUAUAUCAAUUUCACCAGUGGGAAGAAUCUUGAAAAACCAGUAAAACAGAUAUUGGAGGUGAAGAAUGAGUUUAGAGAGCUAAAUGUAACAGUUUUCAUUAGAGUACCUGUAAAACUGGGAGACGAAAACAUCUGGACUACUAAAAAUGUGCAGAUUCCAGAUUGCUUCAGGGAAAGAGAUGAGCGACCCACCUCCACUGCUUUUCUGAAAGUGCUCAAAACGAAAAAUGUCUUGAAUUGCUCUGUGGCGGUGUGUGCGGUCUUCAGGUGUGAUGUGAAUCUGAUGAGAAAUGAAAGGAAGUUCUAUAACAUCUCUGGCAAUGUGAGCUCUGGGUGGAUUGAGCAGAUUGGGAUUAGGUCUGCAUCUUUUCAGUUGGUCAGUACAGCGUCUCUGGAUUAUGAUGAGGACAAAUAUAUUUACUUCUCUGAUUCCCUCAGCUCUGUGCCAGUUUGCGAGGUAAACACUCAGGUGGAGGUCUAUGAGGAACAGAGCAUCCUAAAGGAGGUCAUUGUAGGAGUUAUUGGAGGACUGCUGAUUAUCUCGCUCAUCACAGCUGUCCUCCUUAAGUCUGGCUUUUUCAAAAGAAAGGCCAAGCAGCUGAUAAAGGAUCCAACACAAGAAGCUGAUGAAGUGGAAAAUCUAAAUGAAAAUUAAUGCAGAAUUGACCAAUUACUUUUAUUUAUUUUUUUUACUUUGAGUUCUUUCAUCCAAAUUAACGGAUGUUCAUACAACAAUUUCUUCCUUUUAAGGUGCACUACAGAAGAUUUUUGUUUAAUAAAAGUAACAAAAACUAUGGUCCCCCAAACAUUACACACUGAAAACAUAGGCUGAUAUCUCAUGGCCACAAAUUUAGAAUUUGUUUCCUGUUAGUAAAUCAUGGCCA
Labeo rohita (rohu) is the source of this 1063-nucleotide messenger RNA. Its product is annotated as integrin alpha-X-like. Lineage: Eukaryota; Metazoa; Chordata; Actinopteri; Cypriniformes; Cyprinidae. Bases 154 to 834 code for a protein of 226 amino acids. The transcript is spliced from 9 exons. The record is from RefSeq and is a predicted model, not a curated record. Gene Ontology annotation, molecular function: integrin binding. Gene Ontology annotation, cellular component: external side of plasma membrane; integrin complex. Gene Ontology annotation, biological process: integrin-mediated signaling pathway; cell-cell adhesion; cell-matrix adhesion.